UUGUGUCAUUACUUCUGAAGCAGAUUGUACCUACUGAUGUAAAAAUUGUGUGAAAACCUCAACGAUAAAGUAAAUAUGGGGAUUAUUUCACAAUUGUGGCAUUUAUUGUCAGUUGCGGUAAGCGGUUAUUUAUGAUGGGUCCCUUUACCUCGGUCGAACCCAACUGCAGAUACAGUGAUCGAGUUUACAUUGUAAUAAGAAGAAUACGGGUAGAUACAGCGUAGAGUGAGAGGCGUUGUUCUCAACACUAGCAUGAGAUAGCAAAUGCGAUCAGCUGGUUUGGGUCAAAACAUGUCGACAGUUUAUUAGUUGCACAACGGUGACAUAUUGUUAUUUCAGUGAUUUGUUUAGGCUUUUUGAAGCUUAUUUUAGUGUUACCUUAUUGUGCAAUGCCCUCUACUUGUGCAGCGUAUGGCUCAAAUAGGCAUAAGAAAGGCAACAAUAUUUCUUUUCACAGCUUUCCGAAGGAUGAAACUUUGCGGCGCGAGUGGCUAAUAGCUAUGAAAAGAGACAAAUUCAAACCAUCUGAAUAUUCGAAAUUAUGUUCAGAUCAUUUUCAAAAAGAUGAUUUUGUAUAUACAUUUGGUUUAAAAACAUUAAAAUUAGGAACAGUGCCUACAGUUUUUAAAUUUCCGCCACAAUUACAAAAGAAAGAGCCCAAGAAGCGUUCCACUAGGUUACUAAAGAAUAAUAAUUCAUUUGCGACAGGUUCAGAAGUGCCUUUAACCAGUUGUUCGUCUUCACAGCAGGGAACAUUCAAAGAAAUAGAGCAAAUUCAAACAGAUUAUUUAAAACCGUCAAUUUCUUCGACGAUAGUAAAGAUAGAGGAAGAGACUGUUUUAGAGCCGCAAAUCUUAUCAAAGCAAGAAGGCAAAAAAAGAAAAAGAAGUCAACCAGUAUAUAUGGGGGAUUUCAAUGAGCAAGACAUUGAAGAUCGAAAAAAAGCCAAAUUGAUGUGGAAAAUCGCUAACAAAACUAUAAGUACACAGAAGAAAAAAAUAGGAUAUUUGCGUCAAAAAGUUUACAGGCUACAAAAACGGAUAAAAUCUUUGGAUCAAUUUGUGCGAGCUUCCAUCGUAAUAGUCAAAUAUCUGUGUGGUUCAACUGAUUUGUGUUUAACUUGUGAAGAAAAGUCUGAUGUGAAAACUGGUGGUGGUGGCAUGCGAGGCUAAAGGGGACGACAGAGUUAAACCAAGUGUGCGACAAAGACAACCUUAAGGUUUGGGAGAUACCGUACCAGAGGCGCACGGUAGUGAGACUUCUGAGUAGCGACGAUAACUGACAGAUGGUUCAUCUGUUCGACGCCUAAAACAAAUCAGUCGAAUAAUUAAACUGACUGAUAAACAGCUCAAUAAGAUGGUUGCAAUAGCGAGCCAAGGGAAAGGUCCAAAAUAGGUCUGGUGUUCGAGCUUGGAUGGGCUUUUGGCUUCAAUCGGUGGUUUACACGCAUGAUAGUACGAUAGGGUGCGAGUGAUGUCGACUGUCUGUAGGAUAGAACUUUUCUUGACGGCCAUAAAGUUUUAGAAACAACCACACAUGAGGUACAUUAAUAUGGGAAGUUUCUUCGUGGAAAUACUUCCUUCUAGGGAACCAUCACUAUUUCUCCAUUUGAUUGCCCAGGAUUCUAAAGAUUUUGGGACUUUUCCAUCCAUAAUGGAGACAUUGACUACCCACAGUGGUUCAGUUACCAAGGUUAUAACAGGAUACCAGUCAGCAUGUGCGGUGUACCAUGUCUUCAGUUCGACUUCAACUAACUUUUCACUAGUGACUUUAACAAAAAGUGUUGAUUUGUUUACACGAUUACCCUUCUGCUCUAACAAAAGAUCAAAUAUGAGAAACAAGAUUAGAAUUUAAACUAUAUUAAUUAAAAAUUACUUAUACGAAAAGCAAGUCCGAAUUUCAUUCGCUGAGUCAAUUUAUAUUUUAGUUACCAUACGUUCUUGGAUCACGCUUGGGGUGAGUUUGAAAUGGGGGGAUAUAAAUUCUGAACCGGUUGACAAUCAUUAACUGUGGGAGUUUCAAAUGUUUGUACAGCUAACAUUUCAGUACUUUCAGUAUUGGAGCGCGUUAGUCGCAUUUUUCUGGCAAUCUCUUUUCUGUGUUUCAAAUGUAAAAACCAUAGGGUUAAACUAUCCCAACAGCUAGCAAAAAUUUUAAAUGAUCACCCGUGAGUACGAUGUAUAGCUACAGCAUUAAUGAUAAUCUCAAUUAUCCAUUUAAGAAUUCUCCAAACUAUGUAUAUUCCCAUGAGACCACUGGUUAGGUUUCCUAACCAACUAAACCAUCCCCACAUCUGCUCCAAAGUAGAGUCCGCUAAAUUCUUGAGCUCUUCGGUGCUAAACAUAGACAACAUAGAUACUCCUUGAGAAUCCACAGGCUGGCCUAACGCUUUUCUGGCCUAGAUAUUAGUAAUGGCCUGGCUUUCAUAGCCGAAUAACAUUGCUCUUUGGGCUUCUCGAAUUUCUUUAGACGUGUAAAAUCCACCAGUGCCCAAACUUUGUAUAGAAUUGAAAGGCAAGUGGUCUUCCGUGUCCACUGUUAAGGUAAUGGGUGUUGCCAAUCCGUUUCCUGGAUGAGGGCUAAAACUUAUCCAUCGGUUGUUGAGGUGAAAAAUUGGUGGUAUUAAGGUGUUGCAUUCGAUCUCUUCGGUGUAAUGCUGUAGAAUCCGGGUAAUGGGUGACAUGAAGUAACUUUCGUUAUUCACUUUCACUGGUAACAACCCUUUUCUCUUCGGAGCUCAACAACUCUUGGUACACAUUGUAGGAUAUAACGCCUCUCCGGCUACCUUCCCAAUUGAGAGAAAACCAUUUGUUGUUGGAAUAAGGAGAAUGGUUAUAAAUCAAAGGUUUUGUUAGAUUAAUUUAGAGAACUUCUUCUUCUUGAAUCUUCUUGGUAUGGAAUUAAGAUCAAAAAUGAUGUGGAUGACAUUUUUGUCAUUUUUGAUCUUAAUAAAUGUACCAUGGGCAUUUUCUCGAAAUUUUAAACAACCGCUUUGAAAGUAUAAAUUUCACUGGUGAAAAAGAAGUAGAAGGAAAGUUACCAUUUUUAGAUACUUUAGUAAUUAGAACUAAUAACGUAUUAGAAUUUGAUAUUUAUAGGAAAAACACUAGUACACUUCGCUACAUCACCACUGACUCACAUCAUUGUCCUCAACAUAAAAUGGCGAGUUUUAACUUUUUCAUUUACAGGCUUGUUAAUUUUCCCUUGACUCAUGCAAGGUUUGAAAAAGAGCUCAAAAUUAUUAAAGAUGCAGCGAAGUGUAAUGGUUUUGAUGUUAACAUAAUUAACAAAAUGGUUCAAAAAGUUAAAUAUAGAAAAAUGGUCARUAAUUCCACGACUUUUACAAACACUCCGAAGAAAACACAAUUUAUAACUUUACCUUAUACUCCCUCAAUCACAAGAGGUGUGAGUAAAAUUUUCAAAAAUCUUGACUUCCAAGUUGUUUACAACUCUGGYAGAAGUCUCAAAAGUUUUCUUGGUAAUCCUAAAGAUAAAGUAGGACCAUUAGAAAAAUCGGGGAUUUAUGAAAUUAAUUGUAAAGAUUGUGAACAAAAAUAUAUUGGGCAAACACGUCGUUCAGUUAACACUAGGUUUAAAGAACACAGCUCAUUUAAGAUAUAACAGAUUUGAAAAAUCAAGUGUGGCCCAACAUAUUUUUGAAAAAGACCAUAAAAUAGAUGAAACUAAUGUAAAAAUCAUUAGAGUAGUCAAUAAUUGUAAAUUUCUUGACGCUUUCGAGAGUCUUGAAAUAUUUAAAAAUAGAGAUAAGCUUAUGAAUUCAGACAACGGCCCCAUUCCCUUUUCUCCCCUCUGCUCGUUAGUUGGGGGUAGAGAAAGUGAAAGUCGGAAAAAUUAGUAUAUAAGGCAUUACCAUUGUUAAAUUAGUUAGUUUUAUUCUCACCUGAGGAUGACCACUUUGUGGUUGAAACGCGUUGUGUUUUAAAUAAAAGUUUGGUGUGACGGGCUAUUCGAGUUUUUGUUCAUCGUUUCCAUACCAAGAAGAUCCAAGAAGAAGAAGUUCAAUUUAGAGAAAAGAAAAAGAACAUGAAGACGUAAGUCUUCGGAUGUGGCGAACAGCACAUGCUGAUUUGUACCCAGUUGUUACGGAAACGGAUCAUUUGCCUGGAUGGAAGAAUAGAGCCAUUACCCAUAUUACCACACAAGAGAUCCACCCUUGAGGGACAGAAGACAACUUAGAAGUUGAAUGUAGCAGCCGUAUUGGACUAAUGUUAUGGUUUAUCUUAGCCAUUCCAUUUUGCAUAGCACUUGUCGUUGUACUUAUCCGAAUGCUAUGUUAUAGACUCGAAAGGAAAGAACUGUCUGUUACCCAUGACAGCUUGUGAAGACUUGAGCUGUCCACAUUCUUGGACUCAACCAGAAUACCAACUCCGAGUCCCUUGGUUGAGCCAGUCCAUAAUGAUCCUCAAAUACCACUACCGACCAGUCUUCGCGUCAAAUGUUGUUAACUCAUGCGGAAGACUCUCACGAUCAGUAGACCAUAUGUCGAAUCCAGAAUUAAUCAAGCUAUCCAGAACUCCAGAAGAACCAUAAUGGACGCAAGGUUACUUGGUUUGUUGUUUAGAACCUUGUCUUUAUUCUUGUAAAAUACCGAAUCCCUGAAUUUUGCUCCUUGAACCAAUUAGAUGAAAAUUUUUGAUAUUAAUUAUCAUAACCAAGAGUUCAAGUAGGAAUAUCCAGGUGGAUAGUUAAAUUAGUUUGUAAGUAUUUUAGUAUUAUUUAGAAAAGCCAUGGGUUAUUAAAACCCAUGUUUUUCAGUAAAAGGGGGAGUAGUUGUGACGGGCAAAAAGCCCUUGUUGUUCUUUUUAAUGCUGAAAAGACUUAAAGUCUUUAUAUAUUGUAAAGAGACCAAACCUAUGAAGUUAAAAUGCGGUCAAGAACACGGAAUCUUCCUCGGAAUUUGCUACGUAAAUAAAAUUAGAGCUGGCGAGUUUUUCAGUUUUUGCAUUGUCCUGAUCAAUAUAACAUUGAAUGCGAAAUGUAGCCUUUUUGGAGAGCACACUUCAAACGACUAUCGUGAUAACUUUCUAAACAGCCAGUAUGACAAUAAUUUUUUAUGCGGCCUAAAUCAUUUAAAAAUUGUUUAUCCAAAACCACCGAAUACACAAUAAAAUUUUGUUAACGAAGUAAAUCAUUGUGUUCUUCCAAAUCAUUCAUCUAUUAAGGGAAAUUAUCGAAAAAAAAGUCGUAGGCCAACGUAUCGCAAUCGCGAUCGUGCAGUAAAGGAUGGAGUUGGGCUGGAGUGACGUCACAGCAGUUUCACAAAAUAUUUAAUUUUGAAGUUCCCAGCCUAAAUAUUUCGAAUUUAAUUUCACAAAUGUUCAUGUUUUAAUACAUUGCGUUUAUUAGAUAAAUAAAAAAAAGUGCAUUUUGAAAGUUGAUCUCUCCUUUAAGUGCGUUUUAUGACUCACAAAAUAUUCGCACUGGAAUGCGGGAUGUCCUUGCCCUGUGCACUGGAAAGAACCCAUCGCAAGAGAUGACGUGGUAUUCGCCCUAUAAAAAGGAAGCGUGAAUAUCGCUAAUAGUUCAGUCAAAAUCAGUCGUCAAAUUGAAUCAGACUAGUUGUGUCGAUUGAAGAAGAAACUGCCAAAACACCCUGUGCCACUAUCUGAGGCCAGAAGCUAUCAGCUCGAAGCAGUCCGAUUGUUCAAUUACAUAGUCAUGAGCUGUAAGUUUUGAUUUAUUUUUCCUUUUGACUGUUCACGUUGCUCCGACUUACCAUGCCGUACCAUAUUACGAUUUUGUUGUGGAUUUUCGUAGGUUCACGGGUCAAAGCAAUGACGACAGAGAUUUGGCCUCUGGUUACAAUUCACAAACUCCAAAUUAGGUUUAAGAUUAUAGUUUCAUUUAUCGUUUAUUUCUUAUUAGCGUGUUAAGUUGACAAAUGAAAACCAGAGAUGUCAUACGAUGCAUAGAUAAGCCUGAUACAGCAAUUACAAUGUUUUUCCAAAUCGAAUAAUAAAUACAUUUUGAUUGUUUUUCCUAAUUCCGUUAAAGUCUAUAGUUAGUGUAAAAUUACUAAUUUAAUCAGAUCUUUGUAUUUAUAAGCGUGCUAAUCACCAUUGUUAUUUUUACCAAUUUCCGUUAAAAUGUAAUAAUGUCUCUUAAAACAUUAAUGCCUUUGUUGAUCACUAUGUGUUUAGAAAAUAGUUUCAGUUUUGUAUUAUGACUUUGAUAAGGCCUGAAAUAGGAAUACUCCCUAUUUUUAACAUUUAUUUACCUUUUGUAUUAUUCACUUACAUUAUGUUAACCAUUUUAUUUUAUUCCAAAUACAUUAGUUUAAGAAUUAAA
Tribolium madens (black flour beetle) is the source of this 6309-nucleotide messenger RNA. RefSeq names its product THAP domain-containing protein 2-like. The record is from RefSeq and is a predicted model, not a curated record. Lineage: Eukaryota; Metazoa; Arthropoda; Insecta; Coleoptera; Tenebrionidae. Gene Ontology annotation, molecular function: sequence-specific DNA binding.